AUGGGGUUGGGGACAGGUCCCUCCAACAUCCUCAUAAAAAUAGCAGAAGCUGUACACAUCAGGACCAAACAACCAGACCUGAACAGACAGGGGGGGUAUGAUUUACCAGCUAUCUACCUCACGGUGCUCCAGAGGGAUGCAGAGGAGCCCCGGGGGGAGCAAGUAACAGUUACAACACAAGAUAUAGAUGAAUGUGCAAGUUCUCCAUGUUCUAAUGGCACUGAACAGUGUAUUGAUCGGGAAAAUGGCUUUGUCUGUGAAUGCUCCCCUGGGUAUUCAGGGGUUUUCUGUGAAAUAGAUAUAAACGAGUGUUCAUCGUCCCCAUGUCUCAAUGGAGGGACAUGCAAGGACGAGGUGAACAAGUUUACCUGUGUGUGCCUGCCAGGGUAUGCUGGGAGGAGGUGUGAGAUAGAUAUAGAUGAGUGUUACUGGACCCAGUGUGAGAACAAUGGCACUUGUACAGACUUCAUCAAUGGAUACCAGUGUCACUGUAUUCCAUACACUACUGGGAGGCAUUGUCAAUACAGUAUGUAA
This is a messenger RNA of Lingula anatina, 534 nucleotides long. RefSeq lists its product as uncharacterized. Lineage: Eukaryota; Metazoa; Brachiopoda; Lingulata; Lingulida; Lingulidae. The record is from RefSeq and is a predicted model, not a curated record.